Molecule: messenger RNA, 618 nt
Organism: Lodderomyces elongisporus
Lineage: Eukaryota; Fungi; Ascomycota; Pichiomycetes; Serinales; Debaryomycetaceae
Gene: RPS8A
Product: 40S ribosomal protein eS8
Exons: 1
Coding region: 1-618 (205 amino acids)
Biological process (GO): maturation of SSU-rRNA from tricistronic rRNA transcript (SSU-rRNA, 5.8S rRNA, LSU-rRNA); translation
Cellular component (GO): ribosome; cytosolic small ribosomal subunit
Molecular function (GO): structural constituent of ribosome
Source: RefSeq, a predicted model, not a curated record
AUGGGUAUUUCUAGAGAUUCACGUCACAAAAGAUCAGCCACUGGUGCUAAGAGAGCCCAAUUCAGAAAGAAGAGAAAGUUUGAAUUGGGUAGACAAUCAGCUAACACCAAGAUUGGACCAAAGAGAAUCCACAGUGUCAGAACUAGAGGUGGUAACGAAAAAUUCAGAGCUUUGAGAGUUGAAACCGGUAACUUUUCAUGGGCUUCUGAAGGUAUUGCCAAAAAGACCAGAAUUGCAGGUGUCGUCUACCACCCUUCAAACAACGAGUUGGUUAGAACUAACACUUUGACCAAAUCUGCUGUUGUUCAAAUUGAUGCUACUCCUUUCAGACAAUGGUACGAGAACCACUACGGUGCUACCUUGGGUAAGAAGAAGCACCAACAAGCUGUUGAGGCUGAAGCUGAAGAAGUCAAGAGAUCCAGAAAGUUGGAAAGAAAAUUGGCUUCAAGAUCAGGUGCUGCUGCCAUUGAAUCAGCUGUCGACUCACAAUUCGGUGCUGGUAGAUUGUACGCUGUCAUUUCAUCAAGACCAGGUCAAUCCGGUAGAUGUGAUGGUUACAUUUUGGAAGGUGAAGAAUUAGCAUUCUACUUGAAAAGAUUGACACACAAGAACAAGUAA